Annulohypoxylon maeteangense is the source of this 2006-nucleotide messenger RNA. Its product is annotated as HET-domain-containing protein. The transcript has a single exon. Bases 82 to 1857 code for a protein of 591 amino acids. The record is from RefSeq and is a predicted model, not a curated record. Lineage: Eukaryota; Fungi; Ascomycota; Sordariomycetes; Xylariales; Hypoxylaceae.
CAAGUGUACAUCCAUGGAUACAUUCUUGAGCUUUGAUUCCGUUGAAUUGAAAUUUCAGAAUUGAAUUUCUACAGUACUUCGAUGUCAAUUUAUCCUUAUCAGAAAAUUCCCACAACUCACAUACGGCUUAUGCGACUAGUUCGCGGGCCUCCGCCUUCAUCUGAUCAGGAUCAUGAUACUAGCGACAUUCUCAGCUAUGAGCUGGUCAGCUUCCCACUCGAGUCGUGUCCCAGCUACAUGGCACUUUCAUACACGUGGGGGGCAGACAAUCCGGACCAAAUAAUUAGUAUAGAUGGACAUAACACCCCUAUUCAAAAUAACCUUCAUGCCUUUCUUCGACGACACUCCAAUUCUAAUUCCUUACCUCCAUACGCAUCUGGCAUCGAUGAAACACUUCUCUGGGUCGAUGCAAUUUGCAUCAACCAAUUAGAUAAGCAUGAAAAAAGUCUGCAAUUGACAUUAAUGGGCGAAAUAUAUAAAAGGGCAAGCCAUAUCGGUCUCUGGCUUGGGGAGGAUAGUCAUGAUAGCGGUGUCGCAAUUGACUGCUGGUUGCGACUUGUCGAUAAAGUCCGACAAGGAGAAUUAAUCGAACCAACCGAUCUGUCUCUACGAGAGACGAAAUCUCUAGAUAACUUAGCCCUUCGCAAGUACUGGCACCGAGUUUGGGUAUGGCAGGAGGCGUCAACCCCGAAUACCCCUAGCUACAUAUUAUGCGGCGACAAGCAAAUAGCUCUCGAGGAUGCAUUCGCGGUGAAUGACGCCAUCCGGACGAUGAUGCUAAAUAGAUAUCGCGUCACAAAAUUGAUCCCGUGGGUACCAAAGCUUCAAGCCAUGUACGAACUUGCGCGGAUCAGGUCAAGUCAUACUGGCAAAGAAAAUUCCAGCAAUGGUCCCCCUUUAGGGGGCACUGCAGACUGGAACUCUUUGAUGAGUAUGUUAUUCGCAACACGGGGCUUGCAGGCAACCGAUCCCCGAGAUAAAAUCUACGCCCUCUUCCCGAUUUACCGAGAUAUUCGCGGACUCCUGCCCUUUAGGGUAUGCGAUGGGAAGGCUGUCGAGGAGUCCUAUAGAGACGCUUGCACCUUUAUCCUUCAAAGGGAACAAGACCUUCGACUAUUUCUUCUUUGCAACGCUAGCAGCGUACCCGCGUCGAGCCAGAGCUGGAUCCCAAACUUUACACAUCUCGUGCAGCCUUUCGAGAUAUUCCGCAGCCAGGGGCUCUUCGACGCAAGCGGCUCGAAGCCCCCGCACGUAUCAGUCGUCGACAAUCGACGGCUAGUUAAAGUUCGCGGUGUGAGGGUUGACCCGAUAGACACCACACACCUCGGAUUGACAUAUCCCAACGAACAGGAGAGUUCAUUCGACAUCGAGUACUGGCAGCCCAGGUUUCAGGUUUGGUUUCAAAGUAUAGCGAAAUUCAUCUCGAAGGGGGAAGGCGAUCGGAACUACCACAGGUACAUCCAGCUUUCGGAAGCCGCAGAUCAACUUCUAUCGCUCGGCCUGUGCCCCGGGUUGAAGUUGCGGCGGACUGGCUCCGUUUCCCAUUGGCCCGUGUUCGACGUCGCGGCGGGCGCCGAUCCGCCUAAUAUCGAAGAAGUGAGGUCUGAGUUCGUCGACCUUUUCCUGCGUCUAGGCCACGCAUCUCUCUUUUGGACCGCCCACGGUUAUCUUGGGCUUGGGGACAUGUGUGUCCGCAGCGGGGAUAUAGUCGUGGUUCUGUAUGGCCUAUCAAUUCCUAUCGUCCUCCGUCGUGCUGCAUUGUUUUGGCGUAUUGUUGGUCCUUGUUUUGUCGUGGGCAUGAUGGAUGGGGAGGCGCUUAAAUUGAGGGCUUGGGAGGAGGAGUUUACGAUAUUCUAGUCAUCAAUUUCAGUUUCAACUUCCUAACCUAUCCGUCGCUUGUUUAAGCGUUUGUUAACAUAGGAGCAUCAACCCCGGACGUAUCUGUCUAUAGCCAGCUCUUCGUCGAGAAUGUUUGAGUUGGCCCGCUGCCCCUCACCACCGCCACC